UUUUUAUUGUUUUAAUACUCAAAUGUCGCCACCAGGUGUCACUAAAAGCGCUUUUAAUUCGUUUUUUUCUGACUGCAGUUCCGGUGCUCUCUUUAUAAUCGUCCCCGGAUCAACAUCCCGCCGUUCUGUAGUUCCACAACACGCAUGUAUCUUACCGCCGUUAGCUAAAUAAAGGAAACUUUGGUGACAUGAGUGCUGAUAAUUCUGUUGGAAAUGUGUCUGUGCCUUUACGGAAUCUGCUGAACUCCAUCCAGUGUAUCAGAGACCGAGUCAGAGAUGGAGAGUCCAAUGAGUCAGAUGGAGCGUUUGACCUCUCCAACUUCUGGGACACUCUGAACCAGGCGGUGAAGACCGUGUCCCAGGAAGCCACCAAACUCAGCCUGGCCUUCUCCAAACCCCCGCUGCCAUCACAGCAGGAUGGAGAGAAGUUAUCAGAGUCCAUCAUGAAGAGCGUCCUCACUCUGUCCACGGUCUAUUACUGGCUGCCCAAGAGUCAAGGUAUCAGUCUGCGUCGGCAGGUCAGAGACGCCACGGUGGCGGUUCUGGAAGGCGUCACCCAGCUGGUGGAGGUCAUCCUGAGCUCUCCGCUGCAGAGUCUGUCACAGGAACAGCUGACAUCAACAGGAAGUGUUUGGUCAGCCUGCGACCACUUCGCCCAGUUACCACGAGAUAAUAAAGCAGCCGUGCUGGUGAUUCUGUCCGAUCAGGUUGGAGUUGUGAAAGACGCCAUAGAGGAAAUUGAACAGGCGCUGUCCGACGGCCAGGACCCGUUCAGCGACGUCCUCAACGACGAGCAGGAGCCUCGAGGGAACCAGGACACCUACUGGUCGGAGAAGGACCGCAGCGUGAUCGCUCCCUGCCAGGGCCUGAUGAAGGCGGCGGCGGCGUCUCUCAGGAAGCUGACGGCGGCCGUCAGGUCCAACGGUGACGUCACCACGGCUCAGCGCCUCGCUCAGCUGGACGACCUCGCCGACAUCUGCAAGGAAAUCAGUCCUGGUGUUGAUGAUCUGGCUCUCUGCCUCUACCCGCCCAUGGAUUAUAGUGGAGUCGAGGACAAUGUGUCAAAAUUGGCAGCUCUGUUAAAGAAAGUUCUGGGGAUUAUCAGGUCGAGCCACGUGUGCGGUGAAUCCCAGCUGACCUGGGUUCAGUUCUUAGACGGCGCCGUCGAUCACAACCUGCAGAAAGCCAAAGACCUCAUCCAGCAGGACAGCUAGUGUGUGUGUGUGUGUGUGUGUGUGUCUGCAGAGUGAUUUUAAGUGCCAAUGUAUGAAGCGAAUGGCUAGUGUGUGUGUGUGUGUGUGUGUGUGUGUUCUUGUACUUCAUACAUAGUGAGGACCAGAACACGUUUUUAACCAACAGAGUGAGGACAUUUUUGCAAGUGAGGACAUUUCGACCGGUCCUCACUUCUUUAAAGACUUUUUUGAGAUUUCAGACUUUGUUUUAAGGGUUAAAGGUUACAUGAUAAUGAUAAUUAACUGAAACUGUAUUUUGUGGUUACAAAACUAACUAAAAUUAUAGUGAAAAUGUCCUUCGUUUUCUUCUUUGUCAACUUUUUUCAUACAUAAUGAAGAUGGAUCAGACAAAGGAAAUAAAGGAAACAUUUACUGUGACCUCUUUUAAUCUCCCACCCAACAAAUACCCCAUUACAAAAAACUACAACUAAUAAAAACUAAACUAAAACUAAGCAUUUUCCAAAAAAACUAAAAAUAAAACGAGCAAACUCACUCUAAAAACUCAUUAAAAAUAAC
Messenger RNA from Centropristis striata (black sea bass), 1748 nucleotides. RefSeq names its product cyclin D-type binding-protein 1 (gene ccndbp1). The record is from RefSeq and is a predicted model, not a curated record. Lineage: Eukaryota; Metazoa; Chordata; Actinopteri; Perciformes; Serranidae. The coding region runs from base 189 to 1214 and encodes 341 amino acids. Gene Ontology annotation, cellular component: nucleus. The transcript has 11 exons. Gene Ontology annotation, biological process: regulation of cell cycle.